GUAUUGCCAAAUCCCAAUCUUAGUGCUGUUUUUUUGAAUAUAUAAAUCAAGUGGUAUAAAACAAAUUUAUUUUAUUAUAGAAAUUCUAAAUUUAAAUAUUACGAAAAUGCCAGCGGAAACAUAUUUUUAUAGUAAACCUUCUCCUUACUCAUUUGAAGAGUUUAAAAAGCCUUACAACGAAUCUGGACAAUCUUCCCACCACAAUAUGACUGGAAAAAAGCGUACUUAUCAUGAUGAUAGUUAUGGCGAUUUAAAAUUAAAGCAUGAUUUAUCCCCUUUACGGCCUUUAUAUUCAACUCCAUCUUAUAACGUCAAUCUCAUUCGAGAGAAAUCAUCGCCCUCUUUGGAAUAUACCUCGUUUAUGCGACAACCCCCUUACACUUCAACUUCGUCACCCUCUUAUGUUUAUAAUAUCAAACCAAAAUCCGGUAUUAAUACGGAAAUCGACAAUUAUUUAAGUGCUUGCAUCUACGAUUACCCACCUAAGAGUGAUUUAAGUGUAGGGUACAAUCCUAGUUAUGGUACUUCUUAUCGAUAUAGUUUUCCAUAUUCGUAUUAUCCAGCUUAUAGCUCCUAUUCUAGCAAUUCUUAUCCACUAUGGACGAGCUUUAGAUCAUCAUAUCCUAAUUAUUAUAGCAGUUCGAAUUAUUCCUCGCGAUAUGAUUAUGGUGGAUAUCCCUCUCGCAAUUACGACUUAUUGGAUUAUGAAAAAAGUUAUUAUUCUGAAUAUUACCCCACCAAGCAUAGUUAUAAAGACACAGGUAGCUAUUAUCCUGCUGGAAAAUACAAUAAUUAUGCUGUUUAUUAUCCUUACAGUAGAUAUAUCGAUACUUAUUACCCUUUAUCCACUUACAAAAGGGGUCUUAGAUCAUGUUAUAAUUUAUAUUAACACAUAAAUUUAUAUUUUCUGCGAAUCCUACUUUGCCAAGACUUCUUUUUAUUUACUUACGAAAAUAAUACUAAUCAUUUUAUCCAUUACUCAAUAUAAAAUUUUAUAUCAAAUCAUCUGAUCAUUAUAUUAUUUUUUAAAGUUCAAAAAUAAUAUUUGAUAAAAUAAAACAUAUGGAUUGUUGUUAA
Molecule: messenger RNA, 1077 nt
Organism: Gordionus sp. m RMFG-2023
Lineage: Eukaryota; Metazoa; Nematomorpha; Gordioida; Chordodea; Parachordodidae
Exons: 2
Coding region: 107-889 (260 amino acids)
Source: RefSeq, a predicted model, not a curated record